AUGUUAAUCAAACAUGUUCAACCCGUUUGGUUUCUCAAAGCCAUUCUUCGCAACGUUGCUAAGGAGAACCGCUUUUCCAGUGCGUUCGGUUUCAAAGUGCGUGUGCAGCGUUUCGGUGUGGUCGAUGAUUUGAGUGCGCUGGAUAUGGGCCAGCUUCCUGCACAAUUGACGCUGAAGCAAGCCCCCCAAAGGAGCUUCCAGUCCACAAGUAUGCCGUGGUGCGAUUCCCGUGAUCAAAGUUUAGUAGCCGGAGUUGUGUUGGAGCACACAGCACGCAUUGAGGACAUACACAGACCGCAGACCAUAGUAGUGGGUGAGUGA
Durusdinium trenchii is the source of this 321-nucleotide messenger RNA. The record is from the annotation of a GenBank genome assembly. NCBI's taxonomy places the organism in Eukaryota, Dinophyceae, Suessiales, Symbiodiniaceae.